AUGCUUGUGUUAGGCCAGAUUCCAAUGAAAGCUGAACUUGUGGAAGGUGUAGUGGUGUUAUGUGGCCGAUGAACUGUUUCGGCAGAAGCCGGUGUCACUUAAUCUGCAUAACACAAGAGAUCAGAUAUCAUAGAAUUAGCCGCACUAUAAACCUGUAAGUAUGGAAACCAUUUUACUCAAGACAUACUAAUGCUUCUUGCUUAUUUGUAGUGUUCAACUACAAAAGCAUCCCUGAUGCCUGCUCUUUUUUGCUGUAGUUUCAAUCAGGCAAUUAGAGGAACCCAACUCCAGGAAAUCAAGGAGACUCAACAUGCCUACACAGGCAGCACUCACACUGACUUGUUGUGAUCAGCGAUUCACAACUGCAUCCCUGAUGCCUGCCCCAUACAUUCCAGAUAUCAGACUGGAAACCACAGAAGAUACUUGUAUGACAUUGGAUUCCUUACGGUGGCUGGAUGCUUGUGUCAGGCCAGUUUCUUGUGAAAGCUGAACUUGUGGAAGGUGUAGUGGUGUUAUGUGGCCGAUGAACUGUUUCGACAGAAGCCGGUGUCACUUAAUCUGCAUAACACAAGAGAUCAGAUAUCAUAGAACUGGCCUUACUAUAAACCAGUAAGUAUGGAAACCAGAAACUCAUACUGACUGUUCUUCCCUACUUGUAGUGUUCAACUACAAGUGCAUCCCUGUUGCGUGCCCUUUUUGCUGUAGUUUCAAACUGGCAAUUGGAGGAACCCAACUCCAGGAAAUCAAGGAGACUCAACGUGCCUACACAGGCAGCACUCACACUGACUUGUUGUGAUCAGCGACUCACAACUGCAUCCCUGAUGCCUGCCCCAUACAUUCCAGAUAUUAGACUGGAAACUGCAGAAGAUACUUGUAUGACAUUGGAUUCCUAACGGUGGCUGGAUGCUUGUGUCAGGCCAGAUUCCUAUGAAAGCUGAACUUGUGGAAGGUGUAGUGGUGUUAUGUGGCCGAUGAACUGUUUCGGCAGAAGCCGGUGUCACUUAAUCUGCAUAACACAAGAGAUCAGAUAUCAUAGAACUGGCCGCACUUUAAACCAGUGAGUAUGGAAACCAGAAACUCAUACUGACUGUUCUUCCCUACUUGUAGUGUUCAACUACAAGUGCAUCCCUGUUGUGUGCCCUUUUUGCUGUAGUUUCAAUCUGGUAAUUGGAGGAACCCAACUCCAGGAAAUCAAGGAGACUCAACAUGCCUACACAGGCAGCACUUGCACUGACUUGUUGUGAUCAGCGAUUCACAACUGCAUCCCUGAUGCCUGCCCCAUACAUUCCAGAUAUUAGACUGGAAACUGCGGAAGAUACUUGUAUGACAUUGGAUUCCUAACGGUGGCUGGAUGCUUGUGUCAGGCCAGAUUCCUAUGAAAGCUGAACUUGUGGAAGGUGUAGUGGUGUUAUGUGGCCGAUGAACUGUUUCGGCAGAAGCCGGUGUCACUUAAUCUGCAUAACACAAGAGAUCAGAUAUUAUAGAACUGGCCACACUUUAAACCAAAAACUCAUACUGACUGUUCUUCCCUACUUGUAGUGUUCAACUACAAGUGCAUCCCUGAUGCCUUCCCUUUUUGCUUUUGUGUCAACCUGGCAAACAUAGGAACCCACCUCUCAACUCCAUGGUUAUGAUUAUCGCUCCUGCACACAUCCUUGAAAAAACAGAAGUUUGUCAUCAGCAGUUAAAUGACAGGAUUUGCAAGAACUGAAGAAUUCAUUUUUACUUAAGAGAAUUCAGUUUAUGCCGGUACACACUGCUUUAAAUUUAACUGUUAUAUAUAUAUAUAUUGAUAUAUCUUUUAUAUCUUUUCUGGAAGGUAGUAGGAAGGAAAUUUCAAGAUAACUAACUGGUCUGCAAGGACGGAGAAAACAGAUCUGAAAUGGGAAAGCCACUGCUAUUUGGGUCCUCCAGAUUUUGAAAGUGCUGUAGUUUGAUGGUAAGUGAUUAUAUUUUAUCCUUUUUUGCACCUGACCUUUGACAGGGUUAGUGCGAAGUUUGAAUUCAGAUGUGAAAGCUUUUAAAACAGUAAAUUCAAUUUAAUUCAUUUUGUCAACAAGUUGAUGAUUGGAGCUCUUAAAAAUAACAGAGAAAAUUAUCCGAAGAAAUGUUUUUGAAGAAAGAAAAAGAAUUCCGGGUUAAGCACUAAUUAGCCUUUGAACAACUAUGCCCUGUAAUCACGCCAGUAAAACAAAAUGUUCUAUUUUACACGCCCGACGCACUCUGGCCAAUGUCUUCUCUGAUUACAAGCACUUGACACCGAACCAUACGACAUCUUUUCAAAACCUUCUUAUAAUGAUACACAGUUUAAAUGGAGGUUUUGCUGUAUGCAACCCUUACGUGCAAAAUAUGCCAUAAUCAUAUUUAUCUAUAUCGCAACCACCCUUCCCCCUCAACUGCUCCCUGUAUGCCUAACAAACAUAUCGAACGCACUCUCCUAAGAUCCGAUUACUUCUAGUUAUAUAUUGGUUUAGAAUUUUUUCCCAUAAGCUUGUAUGCCUAGCUAGUGCUGGACUGGAUACGCACUAUUCACAUUUUAAUUAUUAUUUGUUAUCAUCAUCGUCAUCAUCACUAUUAUUAUUAUUAUCAUUAGUAUUGGCAUUAGAAUUAGUAUUAUUAAGUAUCUUUAAUCUUUUAUAUCUCAUCAGGAACUGUCAUGCAAAGGUUACUGGUCUGCUAUUAGGAGGACAGCUGAUGAGCUGAACUGGAGAAGCCAAUGCUGUUUUGUCGAACAGAUUUUGAAAUUGAAACGGAUUGCUGGUAAGUCUUUGCUCUUUUGAAUGUUACUUUUCCCAUAGAUUCCAGAAUGCUAUUGUGAAACUAACCAAUAACACAAGUAUUUUUUAUGUAUUUUUCUCUUAAUUUUUUAUAUAGUAAUAUCUUAUUUAUUUUUAUUUUUUUUGUUAUUCAGCAUGUUCUUCUCCGAUCCAUGCACAUCAUAAAUUGCCAUCGUUUCUGGCAUCACUCUUCCACAACACCCUUAAUCUGAUUUAGUUGAUAAAGAGACAAAGACAGAAUCUCUUGCCGAGCCAGAAAAUUACAGAAUUGUCAGUGGUAGCUACCUCAGUCCUGCAGACACAGCACAUUUUCAUUGGAACACAGUGUUUACGGGCCCACCAGCCCACUAUGCAACCACAAAGACUCUUCUCAGAAUUCCUCAGUUACAGCAGUUAAUUUCCCAGUUGAGCUGAUACAAGUGUGUGAUAUGAACUCUUUUGUGCAGUUUUCAAGAUCAAGGACAUUUUGCAUUUCAUUGAAUCCAGCAAAACGGCCCAAUAUAGUGAUGCUGCAGCACUCUGGGAAAAAAAGCUAUGUUAAGCAUCCAGACACUUAUUUAUGUUUCUGUGUCAUUUUCUUUGGUUCAAGGUAUCUGAUUAUUCUAUGAGCAAUUUCGAUUAGUAACUCAUUGCUAGUCAGCCCAGGAGACCUGUAAAAUGGGGUACAGCUGGCCUGGGGUUUUCCUCCUAGGGGCAAGUGGACGUACGGGGAGGUUUUUCACCCAGCUGUUGUUCCACAACCCCAUUUCUCUUAGCGUUAAUUAAAACAAAGAUUCCUAAAAAUAGUGUUUAAACUGCUUGCGUAUACACUAGUUAACUAGAUAAUCUUACUGUAAGUCUCUGUAAUUUCUCCAGACGAAUCAGGGUGCAAAGAAAGUCAGUUUUACAGCUUGCCAUUCGGGCAAGCUGUAGCUAGCAUGUACUAGCCCUCAAGUCAUUUCGACUAGCCCCAAAACCCUUUUUGAUUAGCAGGAUUGAUUACAAUCCUUCUGUAUUUUGAAUUUCCCCAAAAAACAGCAUUUGUCCGUCAGGCAAGUUUAGAACAAAAAUCACUAGCCCAAUAGAGAAAUCCACUAGCCCCCGGCUAUUGGACACAACUUUCUUUGCACCCUGCCAAUAAACCGAAAGUUGACAUUACUUUUUGGGUGUCUAUAUUUAUGUGAGGAACAAGGAUUACCACAGUGGGUUGGUGUGCAGCAUAAGAAAUUUUAAAUGUUUCACCAUAAUCAUCCAACAUUACAACUAUCUCAAAUUAUUUUUGUGUGUGUAGGACAACGUCCUUUGAAUAUUGAACAUGGACAAACAUUAUUUCUUAGUCUAGCUUGCCCAAAAUCAAAACAUGACUGAUUAGACAAUAAAAAUAUCAAUUUUAUAUAGUUGUAAAAAUAAAAAAUUUUUCAAACCUACGAGUAUGGUCAAAAAAGUUAUUUAUUUUUUUCACAGUUUAUUUUUGGGCAAAGUCAACAAAGAAAUAAUGUUUAGAGAUGUUCUUAAUAGAAAACAAGCCUUUCUAGGAAAUAAAAAUAUUAAUCCUAAAAAUGUGAACUUUUGCAAAGGGGUUAACCCAUGAUUUUUGUCAAAAAAUUCCAAUUUUUUUUAAAAUUUAUUUUACGGAAAAGUGAACCUAGAAGUAAUGUUGUACGAUGUUCUAGAUUAUUAAAUUUUUUUAGACCAUGACAAUAAAACCUUUUAAUAAGGCCAAAAACGCAAUUUUCUAAGGGGAUUACCCCAUAAUAUUUGUCCAAAAAUUCAAAAUUAUCUUUUACUUUUUUUAGGGCACAAUCAGCCUAGAAAUAAUGUUUCACAAUGUUCUAGAUUAAAAAAAAAACUAUUUCCAACUAUUAAAAUAACGACUUUUCAGAAGGCCAAAAAUCGCAUUGUUCCAAAGGGAUUAACCCAUAUGUUUCGUAAAAAAAUUCACAAAUUUUCUUUUACUUUCUUUGGGUCAAAAUAGGCAUAGAAAUAAUGUUUCACGAUGUUCUAGAUAAAAAAGAAACUAUUUACCACUAUAAAAAUGACAACUUUUCAAAAGGCCAAAAAUCGCAGUAUUCCAAAGGGGUUAACCCAUGAUUUUUGUCCAAAAAUGCAAAAUUUUCUUUUCCUUUUUUAAGGGCAAAAUGAGGCUAGAAAUAGUGUUUCACUAUGUUCUAGAUAAAAAAAAGAAAAACUAUUUUAGAUAAAAAAGAAACUAAUACAAAAAAAUAAAAUUUUCCCAAUUUUCUGAAAAGUUGUUGUUUUGAAAGUCGUCAGGCUAGAAAUAGUGUUUCACUAUGUUUUUAUUUUCUAGAAUAGUUUCUUUUUUCGUGAAAAUACUAUAUAUACUAUACCAGAUACUAUACUAUACUAUACUAUACUAUACUAUACUAUACCAAAUACUAUCCAGAUACUAUACCAGAUUAACUAGACUAGACUAGACUAUACUAUACUAUACUAUGUUGUAGAUAAAAAAGAAACUAUUUACGACUAUCAUAAUAACUCUUCAUAAGGGCGAAAAAUUGCAUUUUUACAGAGGGGUUAACCCAUGAUUGUUGCCAAAAAAAUCAAAAUUUUCUAUUACUUUUUUCAGGGCAUAAUGAGGCUAGAAAUAAUGUUUCACGAUGUUUUAGAUAUAAAAAGAAACUAUUUUAGAGUAAAAAAAUAACAAGUUUUUAGAACGCCAAAACUGGCAAUUUUGCAAAGGGUUGACCCAUGAUUUUGAUCAAAAAAUGCAAAAUUCUCCUUUUCUUUUCUUGGGGCAAAAGGAGCCUAGAAAUAAUGUUUCACAACGUUCUAGAUAAAAAGGAAACUAUUUUAGAGUAAAAAAGUAACAACUUUUUAGAAGGCCAAAACUGGAAAUUUUGCAAAGGGGUUAACCCAUGAUUUUUGUCAAAAAAUGCAAAAUUUUCCUUUUCUUUUUUUAGGGCAAAUUGAGGUUUGAAAUAAUGUUUCACUAUGUUCUAGAUACAAAAGAAACUAUUUUACAAUAAAAAAUAACUUUUUAGAAGGCUAAAAAUGACAAUUUUCCAAAGGGGUUAACCUAUGAGUUUUGACAAAAAAUGGAAAAUUUUGUUUUACUUUUUUUAGGGCAAAAUGAGGCUAGAAAUAAUGUUUCACGAUGUUUUACAUGAAAAAGAAACUAUUUUAGAGUAAAAAAAUCGCAUUUUUCCAAAUGGGUUAACCCAUGAUUUUUGUCAAAAAAUUCAAAAUUUUCCUGUUUCUUUUUUUAGGGCAAAAUGAGCCUACAAAUAAUGUUUCACGAUGUUCUAGAUAAAAAGGAAACUAUAUUAGAGUGAAAAAAAAAAAAAAAAACAACUUUUCAAAAGGCCAACACUGGCAAUUUUGCAAAGGGGUUAGCCCAUGCUUUUUGCCAAAAAAUGCAAAAUUUUCUUUUACUUUUUUUAGAGCAAAAUGAGCCUAGAAAUAUGUUUCACGAUGAUCUAGAUAAAAAGGAAACUAUUUUUGAGUAAAAAAAUAACUUUUUACAAGGCCAAAACUGGCAAUUUUGCAAAGGGGUUAACCCAUGAUUUUUGUCGAAAAAUGCAAAAUUUUCCUUUUCUUUUCUUAGGGCAAAAUGAGCCUAGGAAUAUGUUUCACGAUGUUCUAGAUAAAAAGGAAACUAUUCUAGAGUAAAAAAAAUAACAACUUUUUAGAAGGCCAAAACUGGCAAUUUUGCAAAAGGGUUAACCCAUGAUUUUUGUCGAAAAAUGCAAAAUUUUCCUUUUCUUUUCUCAGGGCAAAAUGAGCCUAGAAAUAUGUUUCACGAUGUUCUAGAUAAAAAGGAAACUAUUUUAGAGUAAAAAAAUAACUUUUUAGAAGGCCAAAACUGGCAAUUUUGCAAAGGGGUUAACCCAUGAUUUUUGUCAAAAAAUGCAAAAUUUUCCUUUUCUUUUUUAAGGGCAAAAUGAGGCUAGAAAUAGUGUCUUACUAUGUUCUAGAUACAAAAGAAACUAUUUUACAAUAAAAAAUAACAACUUUUUAGAAGGCCAAAAAUCGCAUUUUUCCAAAGGGGUUAACCCAUGAUUUUUGUCAAAACAUUCAAAAUUUUCUUUUCCUUUUUUUAGGGCAAAAUGAGUCUAGAAAUAGUCUUUCACAAUGUUCUAAAUAGAAAAGAAACAAUUUUAGAGUAA
Messenger RNA from Porites lobata, 6883 nucleotides. NCBI's taxonomy places the organism in Eukaryota, Metazoa, Cnidaria, Anthozoa, Scleractinia, Poritidae. The record is from the annotation of a GenBank genome assembly.